This is a messenger RNA of Strongylus vulgaris, 975 nucleotides long. Lineage: Eukaryota; Metazoa; Nematoda; Chromadorea; Rhabditida; Strongylidae. The record is from the annotation of a GenBank genome assembly.
AUGUCAACUUGUCCACCACCCGCUUGUCUGCAGAAAGAUAUGGUAAUUCCACCUCGACAAUUAUUUGGGCCAGGACCAUCAAAUAUGCGUGAUGUAAUCGCUGAAUCGCAGUCUCGGUCUUUGCUUGGGCAUCUUCAUCCGGAAUUUAUCAAAGUGAUGUCAGAUGCUCGUGAAGGUUUACAGUACAUCUUUAAGACUCAAAAUGCUUACACUUUUGCUGUCAGUGGUACAGGUUUACAGUACAUCUUUAAGACUCAAAAUGCUUACACUUUUGCUGUCAGUGGUACAGGACACGCAGGAAUGGAAUGCGCUGUCUUGAACCUACUGGAAAAGGAUGAUAUCUUCUUGGUGGUUGAAAUUGGCAUCUGGGGGAGAAGAGCUGCUGAUUUGGGUGCCAGAAUAGGGGCAAAGGUAGAAACAGUUACAGCUCCUCACGGAUGCGCUGUCGAGAAGGAGGCAAUUGAGCAGAUGGUAUGCGCUUUGGCCAAAUACAAACCUGCUGUUCUGUUCGUUUGUCACGGCGAAAGCUCUACCGGGGUUUGUCAACCGCUUGAAGGUCUUGGAGAAGCCUGCCGUCGACAUGGGACACUUCUGCUUGUGGAUACGGUUGCGUCAUUAGGUGGGGCAGAAUUCCAUAUGGACGAGUGGGGUGUAGACUGUGUCUAUUCGGCAACUCAAAAAGUCUUGAAUGCGCCUCCUGGUUUGGCACCCAUUUCAUUCAGUGAGAGAGCUAUGCAAAAAAUCAAAAAUAGAAAAGAGCGCGUUCCAUCGUUCUACUUUGAUGCUCUUGAAUUAGGUAACUAUUGGGGCUGCGACGACCAAGUAAUCAGAUAUCAUCAUACCGCGCCAAUAUCAUGCGUCUACGCUCUUCGGACUGCUUUAGCAGUCAUAGCAAAAGAAGGCAUUGACGAAGGAGUGCGCCGACAUGUAGAAAAUGCGAAAUUUUUGUACAAAAAAUUGGAAGAGUACGGAUUA